GUUUCAAUCUGGCAUGAAUAUCCCACCUGAUGUUGCACAAGAAACUGGUAAUGUCUCAUUGUCAUCAACUAGCUCUCAUUCUGGUUCGUUGCCUGCUCCUACUUCUUCAAGUUCCACAAUGAAUCUAUUAUCAGCUCCUAAUAUGGGCACAACAACUUCAUGGGUUCCUACUGCCCCAUCUUUUAAUUUGACUUCUGGAAUGCCUGGAACUCCUGGGACCCCUGGCCCCCCAGGAAUAGCACACCCUGUGCAAAUAUCCUUUAAUCCGACUGCACCGUCUGCACCCAUUGAUUCUUCUUCUGUAGCCCUUAGACCUAGCAUGCAAAUAGCUCCUGUCGCGUCAUCAGCUGUUCAGCCACAAGUAGGCGCUCCUUACCCAUCUUUAUCUUCUAUGGGCGCUCCUCCUCAGGGAGUCUGGUUGCAGUCCCCACAGAUAGGAGGCUUUCCUAGGCCACCGUUUUUGCCAUAUCCUGCUGCUUUUCCUGUUCCCUUUCCUUCGCCUGCACAUGUUAUGCCUCUCCCUUCUGUUCCUUUACCCGAUUCUCAGCCUCCCGGUGUCACCCCUGUGGGAAAUACUGCAGCAAUUUCUUCGCCUUCUGCUGCUUCUGGUCAUCAACUGGCUGGCUUUUCAGGGAUACAGAUAGAAUUACCUCUUCCUGAUAACAGGAAACAAUCCCAUGAUGCAGGCAACGAGAAUAGAGCUUCUGUUAAUGAACAAUUGGAUGCCUGGACUGCCCACAAGACAGAGACAGGAGUUGUAUACUAUUAUAAUGCUUUGACCGGUGAAUCAACUUAUGAUAAGCCCCCUGGAUUUAAGGAGGAGAACACCUUGUUGUGUCCACAUUCCAAUAUAAGUGGUGAGAAAGUGGACCAUAUUCUUCUUCAUAUCCCUCCUGAUAAGGUCUCUAUGCAGCCAACUCCAGUUUCAACGGUAAAUUUAUCUGGAACUGAUUGGGUAUUGGUCACAACAAGUGAUGGGAAAAAGUUUUACCAUAAUAGCAAAACCAAGGUAAGCAGCUGGCAGAUCCCGAAUGAAGUGAUAGAAUUGAGAAAGAAGCAGGAUGCUGAUGUACCAAAAGAACAUCCAGUAUCAAUCCCCAAUAACAAUGUAAUGACUGAAAAAGGAUCUGCUCCGAUUAGUUUGACUGCUCCAGCCAUUAACAUGGGUGGUCGUGAAGCCAUGGCUUUUAAACCAUCAGCUGUGCAGGGAACAUCAUCUGCACUUGAUUUGAUUAAGAAGAAGUUGCAGGAUUCUGGAGCUCCUGUUACUUCCUCACCAGUUCCAGCACCAUCAGAAUCAAAUGGUUCAAGAGGAGUUGAGAGUACACCUAAGGGCCAGCAAAGCGAUAAUAGUAAAGAUAAGCUAAAAGACAUCAAUGGGGAUGGCAACUUGUCUGAUUCCUCAUCAGAUUCUGAGGAUGCAGACAGUGGGCCAACAAAGGAGGAGUGUAUUACCCAAUUCAAGGAGAUGCUUAAGGAACGAGGAGUGGCACCAUUCUCGAAGUGGGACAAGGAACUGCCAAAGAUAGUGUUUGAUCCACGAUUUAAGGCCAUUCCAAGUCAUUCAGCUAGGAGGUCGUUGUUUGAGCACUAUGUUAAAACACGUGCAGAGGAAGAAAGAAAGGAAAAAAGAGCAGCUCAGAAGGCUGCAAUAGAGGGAUUUAAGCAGCUAUUGGAUGAAGCAUCAGAGGAUAUUGAUCAUAACACCGAUUACCAAAGUUUCAGAAAGAAAUGGGCCAAUGAUCCACGCUUUGAGGCUUUAGAUCGAAAGGAUCGUGAGCAUUUGUUGAAUGAAAGGGUCCUUCCAUUGAAGAGGGCUGCUGAAGAAAAGGCUCAAGCAGCGCGUGCUGCUGCUUCAACUAGUUUUAAGUCCAUGCUUCAAGAAAAAGGAGAUAUUACUGUUAGUUCUCGUUGGUCCAGGGUGAAAGAUAGUCUGCGGAAUGACCCAAGAUACAAAUCUGUUAGGCAUGAGGAUAGGGAAAUAUUAUUCAAUCAGUAUAUAUCUGAUCUAAAAGCUGUGGAGGAGGAAGCAGAACGAGAGGCAAAAGCUAAGCGGGAUGAGCAGGAGAAACUGAGGGAAAGGGAGCGAGAAUUGAGGAAGAGGAAGGAAAGAGAAGAACAAGAAACGGAGAGGGUGCGACUGAAAGUUCGCAGGAAGGAGGCAGUUGCUACUUUUCAAGCUUUACUUGUGGAAACAAUUAAAGAUCCUCAGGCAUCUUGGACAGGAUCUAAACCUAAAUUGGAAAAGGAUCCACAAAGGCGUGCAGCCAACCCCGACUUAGAACCAUCUGACAUGGAAAAGCUCUUCCGGGAACACAUAAAGAGGCUAAAUGAGCGAUGUGCGCAUGAGUUCAGAGCUCUGUUGGCUGAAGUCUUGACUGCAGAAGCAGCGUCCCAGGAGACCGAAGAUGGAAAAACCGUUCUAAAUUCGUGGUCCACAGCAAAACGUCUUCUAAAGCCAGAUCCUAGAUACAAUAAGAUGGCAAGAAAAGAGAGGGAAGUGUUGUGGCGACGAUAUUCCGAAGAAAUGCUACGGAAGCAAAAGUCAGCACUUGAUCACAAGGAAGACAGGAAAACAGAUGCUAAAAGUAGAAGCUCUGUUGACGGUGGAAGAGUUCCCUUUGGAUCUAGGGGUACCCAUGACCGAAGCUGAUGUUUUGGUUAGAAUUUAGAGACUAGGCGUUCAAUUUGUUUUGCCCAAGUCCUGAUUUUCAUAAUUUUGACUUGAGUAGGAGAGGAUACAGACACAAACCGACGCUGCUGUAUUAUAAGUUGUAUAAUAUUUUUGAAGUGAUUAAGCUGAUUUUACUAGCUUAUUAUUUGUAAUGUUACAAGUUUUACUAUUUAAGCUGAGCUUUCCAAGUAAUUGUAAUGCUAAAGAAGAAAAAGAAAUGUCCCAGCAUCCCUAGCCUACAAAUUUUAUUCAAGAAGUAAUUUGUCCA
Messenger RNA from Prunus mume (Japanese apricot), 2942 nucleotides. The record is from RefSeq and is a predicted model, not a curated record. NCBI's taxonomy places the organism in Eukaryota, Viridiplantae, Streptophyta, Magnoliopsida, Rosales, Rosaceae.